This is a messenger RNA of Erpetoichthys calabaricus (reedfish), 1734 nucleotides long. RefSeq lists its product as uncharacterized. Lineage: Eukaryota; Metazoa; Chordata; Cladistia; Polypteriformes; Polypteridae. The record is from RefSeq and is a predicted model, not a curated record. Gene Ontology annotation, biological process: SCF-dependent proteasomal ubiquitin-dependent protein catabolic process. Gene Ontology annotation, molecular function: protein binding. The coding region runs from base 148 to 1461 and encodes 437 amino acids. Gene Ontology annotation, cellular component: SCF ubiquitin ligase complex. The transcript has 5 exons.
GGAAGGGAACGUUUCAGAAGUCUUGCAGCCGGAGGACCACGUGAGAGUACAUUGGAUAGUCGGUUUAUUGGAUAACGGGGCGCAAUGGAGUGAAAAAAAUAUAAAAAAUAUUCGAGCUGUCAGUGAGCAGGUCUGAAUAUCAUUACAAUGCAGAGACGUAGUUGUCUCCCACUACCUCAAGAGAUUUAUGUAAAUAUUUUCAGGUGUCUGUCUGAUGAAGAGAAAGGAAACAUCCGUGCCACAAGCAGACUAUUUAAGCAACUGAUUGACCAGCCUGCUUUAUGGAAAAAGAGCACAGUUGUCCUAAAAAAAAUCACCGGCUAUAAUGCUGACUUCUGGGAAUUGUUGCGUAAAAGAAGAAUAAAGUGUGUAGUUAUGAGAAAGGGAAAUGCAAAAUGUUUAAAAAAGUUGCUUCUGGAGCUACCAGGACUGACAGCUCUCACUUUCGAUGGCUGCUCAAAAAUUAACAUGUUGCAGUUGCCAUGUAAAUUCCAAAGCCUGAACAAGUUGGCUUUCAAAAACUGUCAUCCUUCUUUUCCGAUACAAGACAUAGCGAGUGUGCUGCAGAUCACUCACUUGACUUUGUGUAGCUUUGUAGAACCUUUUCCUUGUGCUGAGCAGAUGGCCACACUUGUUUCACUUAAAAAUCUACGUUCACUUGCUCUUCAUAACUACUGCCGGGACCCAAAUGGAUGCCUUCUUCAGUCUGCCUUGUUUGAAUUCCACAAUCUCAAGGAAUUAUCCCUUAAAGAGAAGCCAUUUUCUAUGGUUCUGCACCCUGAUUUCUUCACCCCUCCAAGCAUAACAAAAUCUGACCGUAAAGAAAAGCAGACAAAAUAUGAUUCUCGACUUCAUCUAGAAAAGCUGGAGAUACUGGGGUCUAAUAAUGUCACCCUUUCUGAAGAAUCUUUGAAUCAGUUGAGCUCAGUAAACAGCUUAACCCUGCAUUAUGACCAUCAAAAAAAUAGCUUGGAAAAGUGUGAAAUGGUCACAAUUCUCAAAAAUCUUCCAAAUUUGAAAGAGCUCAGAGUUAAAGGAGGCUGGUCGUUUUCCAAAUAUGCCCAUUCAAUACCUCCAAGUCUCGAAGCCCUGCAUUUAUGUAGAGUGGCUAUAGGCAAUAAGGAGCUUGAAUACUUAGCACGUCAGAGAGCAGGACUGAAACAUCUUCACCUGGACUACUGCAGUUUUACUGAAGAGUGGUAUCCUGAUGAGCUCCCAGACAACUUUCCUUGCUUAAAAACCUUGAGCAUUCGACACUGCAAAAUCACCGUUGAUCAGUUCAGAGACUUGGCCAAGCUGAAACAUCUGGAGAUGCUGGACAUUGUAGAUAUUUGUCUAUUUCCCACAAAUUGCUUACAAAAGUCUGUUCAGGAAUUUCGGAUUCUUACAGACCACAGGGUCCAAGUUGUGCAACACCCAGGAUCAAGGGAGCAGAUACCCUGUGACUGCAGUGCUUGCUGAGGGGUUUGGGUCCAAUCUUGGUGGAUGUACAGUACAAAAAUCUGUGUGUUUAUUACUUUUACUAUUUCUAACUCUUCUAAUUGCCAUUCUGAUGUAAAAAAUAAAAAACAAAAAGGUCAGAAGUGAGCAUGGGAACUUGAUUGUGUGUUCUUUUCUUUUUUCAUCCCAAAACAGAUCUACUGCUGCAAGCUAUUUUCUUUUAUAUAUUGCAGUGGGGAGUGUGAUGCAUGUCCCAGUCUGCUUGUGCUAAGUGAACAAGUGAUGCGAUUAAUU